This is a messenger RNA of Rotaria sordida, 1599 nucleotides long. NCBI's taxonomy places the organism in Eukaryota, Metazoa, Rotifera, Eurotatoria, Philodinida, Philodinidae. The record is from the annotation of a GenBank genome assembly.
AUGAAAUAUUCAUUUAUUCAAUUGAAUAAUUUACCUGACGAAAUUCUUCUAAUUAUUCUGAAAAAUUUGCACAAUGUCGAAGUACUUGAUUCUUUAAUUGGUGUUAAUAAACGACUCAAUACAAUUGCAUAUGAUUCAAUUUUUACAAAUCAUUUAACAUUAUAUUUCAUGGAUAAACGUAUCUCUUCAUUACCUGAUCCAAUGCUUGAUCGAUUUUGUUUACAAAUUUUACCUGAAAUUCAUCAUAAAAUCAAAUGGCUUAAUCUUGAAUCAACAUCUAUGGAACGUAUUCUUCUUGCUAUAAAUUAUCCUAACCUACAUGGACUUGGUUUAUAUGGUAUUGAUGUAGAAAAAGCUAUAUCUCUUUUUAAUGAUGAUAUUGUAUUUACUCGUUUAAACAAAAGACAAAUAUCAUCACUUGUUAUUGAUAUUAGUAAAGAUGAAAAACAUAUUUCAAUUUUAAAAAAAGAUGUCAAUAAGAUUAUAUUCACACAAAUCUUUACUAUGUUCAACAAUUUACAAUAUUCAACUUUCGGUCCAUCUUCAAUGUGGCAUCAACAAUUUUCAUUUGACAUGCCAUCUCCAAGUGUUAUUUCUUCUAAUUUGUUAGAAUUGCGUAUUCGUGUAACUUAUUUCACUGAUUUGUUUUAUUUACUUGAUGGACGUUUUAAUCAACUUCAUAUAUUUCAUGUUAAUAUUAUGAGCAUUGAACGUACCAGUUCAACAAUUCAUACAGGGGAAAAAUUACCUAAUCUAAGAUGUUUUUCGUUAUAUUCUGAUACGGAUAUAUAUCGCUAUGAUGAAUUAAUUGUACCACUUCUACAUCGAAUGUUGAAUUUAGAAAAACUUGAUUUACAACUUGUGGUGUAUCGUAAUAAAGGAUUCAUUAAUGGAAACGAUUUCAAAGAAGAUAUUAUCAAUCAUAUGCCAAGAUUAAAUAAAUUUACAUUUAAUAUUCGUUUAUUUAAUCGUUGUCCUGAUCAAAUUAAUAUACCUUCAAAUGAAAAUAUUCAAUAUACAUUCAAAGAUUUUAAAGAUAAUCAAAUUAUUUCUUGUGUUGAUUAUUUUCAAGAAAAACAAUAUAGUUAUUGUCAUAUUUAUUCAUAUCCAUAUCGAAUGAAUUAUUAUGAUAAUAUUUCAAAUAAUUUUCCAGGUGGAUUAUUUAAAAAUGUUCAUACAGUAUCGUUAUUUGAUGAACGUCCAUUUGAAUAUGAAUUUUUUCUUCAGAUUGCUCAAUCAUUUCCAUUUAUGAAGAAAUUAAAUGUAAAUAAUAAAAAACCGCAGAAGAAUAAAUUAUAUAGAAAAUCGAAGAACGACAAUCAAAAUUUAUCAAUCAUUAAAUAUCCGCAUCUUACUCGACUUAGUCUUGUUCAAGCUCAUGAUGAUUAUGUGGAACAAUUUCUACUUCAUACAGAAGUGUUUUUGCCGAAUACUGUUCAUCUUAUUGUCCUUUAUGAAGUAAUGAAAAAGAUUACAGAAAAUUUCACAAGACAUGCAACACGAAUCAAUUGCGCAAAACUGGCUUCUUUAGAUCUAAUUGAUAGAUAUAAAUGUAUUAAACCUGUAAAAGACUAUUUUCCUCAGAUAAAUGAACGUUAA